Messenger RNA from Onychostoma macrolepis, 2545 nucleotides. It is a transcript of the gene popdc2, whose product is annotated as popeye domain containing 2. Gene Ontology annotation, molecular function: cAMP binding. Lineage: Eukaryota; Metazoa; Chordata; Actinopteri; Cypriniformes; Cyprinidae. The transcript has 4 exons. The record is from RefSeq and is a predicted model, not a curated record. Bases 567 to 1679 code for a protein of 370 amino acids. Gene Ontology annotation, cellular component: sarcolemma.
CAUUAGAAGAGCUGGAGUACAAAUUGUCUGUUUGAUUGUGAGAAAACGGGUGUUGGUGACAUCUGGCAGAGCUUUCAGAGAUCUUCACAGACGUCAGUCCAUGUCACUUGUUAUCGUAAUCACUCUGCCCGGCCAUCAUUGUGUUAUGUUAAGUAGCGAGUCUGCUUUCUGUCUGUGGCUCUUUCCUCCUUGGGUUUCAAUUCCAAACAUGGUUAUCCUUCUCAGGGUCUCUACCCCCGCCUCUCCCACUCCAUGUUUCCAACAGUCCAGUGCAGGACAGGGAACAGAAGCAGAGACGCUAUAGGGCUGAUAUUGUCAAAUUCGAAAGGAAAAGUGAGUGUCAACAGAACUGAAUGGAACGGAAUUAUGAAGCUUCUUUCAUUCCAACUAUUUUUGGCAGUAAGAGGUGUAUUGGCUGUUAGAGGCUAAGGGGAACAAUCUUUUUUCAUUAGUUUUAUAUUUUUAACAAACUUUUAACACCUUGGGCUUAUGAACCACUACUUUUUCCAACAAGGCUCCUUUUUAUAUUCAGUUUCAGUUGAAUUGAAGACCACAUAGCCAUAAACAUGAAUAGUGGCGAUUCUUCCUUGAUUGACUCUAUAAUUUACAAUCACACACUCUGCAAUGGAUGGACCAACAGCACCGAAGGUGCCAUCUACCAUCUGGGUAACACCAUUCUUUUUUUGGGCUAUAUGGGUGGUAGUGGAGCAUAUGGAGCUCUGUACAUCUUCAGCUUUUGGGCUCCCGCUUUCCUCUGUCUGGCUCUGUGGGGCUGGUUGACAAUUUGUGGCCUUGAUGUCUUCCUCUGGAACUUGCUGCUGAUGCUGCAGUGUUUGGCCCAGGUGUGUCAUCUGAUUUUUCGGCUGAUGCAGGACGGUUUAACUAACGAGGAGCUUUCUGCACUUUAUACAGCGGUAUAUCUGCCUCUGGAUGUACCUGUGCAGGUGUUUAAGGAGAUUACAGCUGCCAGCGAGAACAAAGUGCUCUCUCUAGCGGUCGAGGAGACGUAUGCUGUCGAGGGGAAGACGCCCAUUGAUCAGUUGUCUUUUCUUCUUUCUGGCAGGAUUAGAGUGUCCUUAGAAGGUCAGUUUCUCCAUUAUAUCUUCCCUCACCAGUUUCUUGAUUCUCCAGAAUGGGAGUCUCUAAGACCAACAGAAGAGGGCAACUUCCAGGUGACACUGACCGCAGAGACGGACUGCCGUUACAUCUCUUGGCGCAGACGUCGUCUUUACCUUCUGCUGUCUAAGGAUCGUUACGUUGCCCGACUUUUCUCAGUCAUGCUCGGGAGUGACAUUGCUGACAAACUGUACUCGCUCAAUGACAAGCUGUUUGCCAAGAGUGGUGUGCGCCUUGAUAUCCGUCUGCCCAGUCUCUACCACGUCCUCGCCCCCUCGCCACAGGGCAGUGAGGGUGGCAGUGCUAGUUCACCUCCCAGGGGGAGCCAAGGAGAUGCUACAGUCGUGCCAAUUGAUCCAGCCCCAUCUAACCAGGGCUUAGAAGCAAGAAACGUCUAUCCGGACCAGGGAAAGACCCCUGUGCCCAAACCUCCACACCAGCUCUGUCCCUCAGACACAGAGAUGCCCUCUGGUGAGGAUUCCACCAGCUUGGUUCUGGAGGACUUUGCUGAUAUGACAGGCUCUCUAAUGGACUAUGGGAGUGAGAGAGAUUAUUUGAAGUAAAGUAUGGGGUGUUGACGCUAACACACUGGGACACUUCUUAAAUCACAAUAGGAUGAUACUCCAAGAAGACUUCGAUUCCAAAGAGGAGGUGCCCCACUGGCCCCUACUGACACCCCAAAGCUGUAGGAAUGGUUUCAGCAGCGUAAAGACCAUAACAUCUGAACGAUUCCUCCACCAAAAUCACCAUCGAAUCGGUUUCCCCUCAUACAAACGAAGACAACAUUAACACCGAACAGUAAAAAGAUUCCUUAAAAGAACAAGAUUAAACCUCCCAAAACAGAUACUGUUAUAUAUGAUUCCACAUUGCACACAAAAUGACUGUUUUAUUUUUAUUGGCAUGUGCUUAGUACUUAAAUCUGUUUGGAAUACAUGAGACAGGCAACACAUUAGAUUUUCAAACAAAUUAAUUUUAACAGCACUUCAGAAUGAUACUAGAUAGAUAAUAAGAUUUAUUACAAAAGUGCGCUUUAUCAUAACAGGAAGUUAGUAAAUGCUUCAGCAUCAUCUUCUGAGACUGUACACUGACCAUUUGAUGAAAAUGUAUUUUCAUGGGGCCAAUUGUUAAGUGCUGGGUUCAAAAUGUGACUUGAGGUUUAUCACUAAUUGUAAAUGAACAGAUUUGAAUUUUUAAUAUCAAGAAUGCUAAUCAAAGUGCCAAAAUAUUGAAAUGUACCUUGAAUGUUGCACCACUCCAAACAUUUUAAUAAUUGGAAAUGAACCAGUACACACAUAUUAACACAAAAAAACUACUGAGUGUUGAAUGACUGAUUUGAUUCCUCUUGGCUGAUAUAACACUCUGGAACAGUGCACAAAAAUCAUAUUGUACAUUAUAUAAAGGGCUAAAACAUAAUAAAUAUAUAUAAGCA